Messenger RNA from Suillus fuscotomentosus, 639 nucleotides. RefSeq lists its product as uncharacterized. Bases 1 to 639 code for a protein of 212 amino acids. The record is from RefSeq and is a predicted model, not a curated record. Lineage: Eukaryota; Fungi; Basidiomycota; Agaricomycetes; Boletales; Suillaceae. The transcript has 4 exons.
AUGUCAAAUAACCAAAGCGCUGUAGGUGCCAAUGAUGCUCUUCUUGACGCCGGUGAUAUCACCUGGUUUCACGAUGCUGAUGAUGAUACUCCGCUCCCUACUUCUCAUAUGCCUUUGCCACCCCCUGCCAUCAUGAUUGCUGGCUCAUGUUGCUCUGCUCGUGUUCCACGUCCUGCCUCCAAGCUUGUUGACCCCAACAAUGCUGUCUUGGGCAAACACAAAGCUACUAGACAGCGAGUGGUAUUUACUGAGGAUGAAUCUGAAGAUGCAGUUGCCGAAGACCCUGAGUGGGAUGAUGCCAACAAAGUACUAACUUAUGCAGGUACUGCAACUGACAUGGAUACACGUACUGAUGACGACACCCCAUCAACAUAUCAACAAACUAAAGAGAUGGGUGACGCAGACCGUGAGGGUGCCAAACAGUGUAAAAGUGACUUGACCACUGACAUUCGUACAAUAUUCACUUGUGAGUCGAACACUAUCAACCCUGAUACUGGAAAGAAAGAGGAUGGGCACUGGUGUGAGGUCUGCAAGGCAAAUGGUCUUGCUCGGAAGUUUAGUUUUUUGAAGGGCAGUGUCACUUCCCUUCAAGCUCAUAUUCAGAGGCAUAAGGACCACACAAAGCUCUACAAAGAUUGA